Molecule: messenger RNA, 762 nt
Organism: Daphnia magna
Lineage: Eukaryota; Metazoa; Arthropoda; Branchiopoda; Diplostraca; Daphniidae
Gene: MED22
Product: mediator of RNA polymerase II transcription subunit 22
Exons: 3
Coding region: 162-581 (139 amino acids)
Biological process (GO): regulation of transcription by RNA polymerase II
Cellular component (GO): mediator complex
Molecular function (GO): transcription coregulator activity
Source: RefSeq, a predicted model, not a curated record
AGGCGAUAGUGUACUUUCUUAUUAUAUCGCGGCUCACCAUUCGCGUCUGCUUGGAAAGUUGGAAAUCGCAGAUUUUAAUUGGACGUACCCGGCUGCGUGAUAAAUUUGAAAAAAGUUGAAAUUGUCACUUGCCCAAUUUGUUUACUCCUCUUGUUUUCGUAAUGGCUCAACGAGCCUUACCUCAAAGUAAAGAAGCUCUACUAAAAUCGUACAACAAAAGGUUGAAAGAUGAUGUAAAAUCAUUGCUGGACAAUUUCAGUGAAAUAAUAAAACUGGCUCGUGUUGAAGAGGAAACACAAGUUUCCAGAAUGACACAGUGUGAAGAAGAUCAUUUUGAAAUGUUAGUUCGUGCCUCAAACAUAGUUAGAGCUGGGGAAUCCUUAAUGAAGCUUGUGACAGACUUGAAGCAAUACCUGAUUCUCAAUGACUUUCCAUCAGCUAAUGAAGCCAUUAGCCAGACUGCCCGUUCCAUGUUGGCAAUGCAGCAAGAAUCUGACAGAAAGUUAAUGGCACUAAGAGAUGAUUUAGCAGCAGACUUGUAUGAUCUUGAAGAAGAAUAUUAUUCAUCUCCUUUCAAGUAGCUCAUUGUGAAUAAUGUAUUGAUUUAUUUUUGUAAAAUGUAAAAUGUUGGAAGGGCUUGGAAUUCCUCAGAAAGAGAAACUGUCCUUCAUUGUGUCAACUGUAUCAUUACAAACUUAUUUUCAAGGCCUUUUUUCAAGAAUAGAAUGAUAAUGUUAUUUUUUAAAUAAACAAUUCUUUUUA